Messenger RNA from Octopus sinensis (East Asian common octopus), 1512 nucleotides. RefSeq names its product histone H2B, gonadal. Gene Ontology annotation, molecular function: protein heterodimerization activity; structural constituent of chromatin; DNA binding. NCBI's taxonomy places the organism in Eukaryota, Metazoa, Mollusca, Cephalopoda, Octopoda, Octopodidae. Gene Ontology annotation, cellular component: nucleosome. The transcript has a single exon. The record is from RefSeq and is a predicted model, not a curated record. Gene Ontology annotation, biological process: nucleosome assembly. The coding region runs from base 158 to 526 and encodes 122 amino acids.
UACUCUUUUCAUAUAAAUAAAAAUGAAACGCAUUGUUCCAACCGUUGCUUUAACAUUUUUUCUUACUCUUCGAAAUUCCUUCCUUUUUUUCUUGCUACCACCACUGUUUCAUUGCCAACCAACUGCCACGAUCACCACCACUGUUCUAUUUUGAACCAUGCCACCCAAAGUGAGUGCCAAAGGAGCUAAGAAAGCUGCGAAACCGAAACCGGCCCGCAGUGGUGACAAAAAGAGGAAGAGGAAGAGGAAGGAAAGCUAUUCUAUCUAUAUCUAUAAAGUAUUGAAGCAGGUGCACCCGGACACGGGUAUCUCUAGCAAGGCUAUGUCCAUUAUGAACAGCUUCGUCAACGACCUGUUCGAAAGAAUCGCCGCAGAGUCCAGCCGCCUUGCCCACUACAAUAAACGAUCGACCAUUAGCAGUCGUGAGGUGCAGACAGCAGUUCGUCUUUUGUUACCGGGUGAAUUAGCCAAACACGCCGUAUCAGAAGGAACCAAAGCCGUCACUAAAUACACCAGCAGCAAAUGAGAGAAGACCAUUUAAUUCUCCCUCCCUCGUUUUAUGGGGACUUACAUACAUACAUACAUAUAUGUUGAUGUACUUUCAUUUUCCUCAACUUCAACGAAUCGACGAUACACGAUGGAAACUUAUAAAAUGCAUUGCAUCACAUUAACAUCAGAAUUUAAUGUUUAUAUUUAUAAACAUUCGCAUACAUAAACACAUUCAUGUUUACAUCAACAAGUUGAUUUAAAAUGUUCUAUAUAAUAUAAACUCCAAAAUAAAUACUAAAAUCAAUACACCUACAUCUAUUGACAUUUGUUAUUCUAACAACACAUCCAAGCAUAUAAACAUUUCAAUACAAUUCUGAAUGCUUAAAAUAUCUUAUAAAUUUAAUCUAAAUCCAUUUAAACAUAGUUUUUUUUUAAAGAGCUGAUCGUAUUUUCUUUUUUAAACAUAUUUUACAAGCAAACAUACUGUAAUAACUAGAUCGCUCCCGUUAUUACAUUUCAUGUUUGUCACCUGAAGAUAUGAUGUAUAUAUGUGUCAAAUAUAAACACAAACAUCAGUAGUUGUGUUUGGAAACCACAGCCAGCAAAUGUUCAUAAGGAGAAAAUAAUGAGUGACUGCCAACUCUAUACCAACCCCAUCCAUUUAUCUCUCUCCAAGAGAUACAUAUAUUCCAAGAUAUUCUGGUGCUUUGUAUUUUCACCUUCAUUCCCACCCCGAUCUGUGCAAAACUGAACGACGUAUAUUGAAGCUAUUUAUUACCCGUUGAGUGUGGUUACCUUCAGCUUCAUUCGGUUCUUUCAAUACAUCUGCUACUAUUUACUACCGUUUACAUAAUUAUUCCAGUAACAAGUAUCUCCAUCCUAUUCUCUUCAAAAAACAAAACAACAAAUUGGAACUAUAUCUAUUCCAAGGUACCCUUGGAACUCUGUUUUCUAUUCUGCCCCACCUUUCGUCAUCAUCAUUUUACUUCUACCACCUCCCAUAAAUCAUUUAUUGAUUAAUAA